AUGGGAGCUUCAGGGACUACUUUUACUGUUGUCAACGACUGUGGCUUCACUGUUUGGCCUGUAAUCUCAGGUGGCCUUUUUUAUCUCAAUAUCACCGGAUUCGAGCUUAAAAAGGGUACAACCCGCUCCUUCCAAGUUUCCACAAAUUGGGAGGGUAGCAUCUGGGGUAGAACAGGUUGCACCUUCAAUGGGUCCGGUAGUGGCUCCUGUGCUACUGGUGAUUGUGGUUCCAGUAAAAUGGAGUGCAAUGGAACAACAUUCCCUACACAACCGGUUACUGUUGGAUAUUUCAAUAUGGGAAGCUACCAUGUGUCUUAUAAUGUUAGCAUCGUCAACGGGUACAACUUACCGAUGACCAUAGAGCCGACUGGCGAUUGCUUGAAGACAGGUUGUGCUAAUGAUCUGAAUGAACGUUGCCCACGGGAGCUGAUGUUUAAGGGUGGAGAAGGGUGUCAGAGUGCUUGCCAGGUCUUUCCCUCGCAGUACCACUGCUGUGAGGGCUCAUGCAACACGACAUCAUAUGGUCGGUUGUUCCAUUUGGCAUGCCCAAAAUCCAUUGCCUAUGAGUAUUAUAGAGAGGAUUAUUAUUGUGAGGGUAGUGAUUACACUGUCAGGUUUUGUCCCCCAGCAGACGUGUUUUCAACAAUAAAGCUUGGUGGCUCACUCAAGUAUGACGACCAGCUUGUUUCCAUUGGUGGGAGAUUCACGUUGGGGUUCUUCAACAAAAAUUACACUUACUUGGGAAUUUGGUACACCAAUGACAUAGAAUCCAGAAAAGUAUGGGUUGCCAAUCCUAAUAAACCAAUCUCAGGCUACAAUGCGCUCUCCAUCGACCCCAACACCGGAAACUUAAUCAUCACUUCAGAAGGGGAAAUUUUGAUGAAUAUCACUGAUGUUCAAGCAGGUCAGAACCCGAACGUGUCUGCAAUCCUUGAAGACAAUGGUAAUUUCCGGCUGAUCAAUGAAAUCGACAAGAGGGUUUUGUGGCAGAGUUUUGACCACCCAAGCAACGUACUUUUACCAGGUAUGAAGCUUGGAUAUGACCUGAAAACAGGACAGAACUGGACCCUCACUUCUUGGGUGAGUAAUGAAAUUCCAAAUUUGGGAGCUUUUACUUUGAGCUGGGAACCCACUGAUGAAACAUCUCAGAGAUUAAUAAUUCGACAAAGAGGCCAGCCCUACUGGACUAGUGGAAAUCUAAAAGAUCAAUCAUUCCGGAAUAUAAUCCCAUACCAGGGUGAUAAACUCAUGUCUACACACAGCAACAAAGAACGAUACUUCAGCUACAACAGAGAUCGCUUUGACUAUGAGGAUGUUGAUGCUCCUUUACGCAUGUGGGUUCUAACACCGGAGGGGCGAAUAGAUGUUGGUGCUAAAGCGGAUGCAAAAAUCCAUGAAUUUUGCUAUGGGUUUAUCACCGGCGGUUGCAUGGAGUCAACUUUGCCUCGGUGCAGGAGAGAGGAUCAUAUGUUUAGUUACCAAAAUGGUGAUUUUUCUCAUCAGCUGACAUACAAGGCUAUCGAUAGUAACACGAGCCUAAGCAUAAGUGAUUGUUUUGUCAAGUGCUGGAAUGAUUGCCUCUGUGUUGGCUUUAUUAAUGGUAGCACCAAUGGAACUGGCUGUACCUUUUGGAGAGGAAGAGAUGGCUUUACAGAUAACCCGCUUAAGAAUUCUACAUGGAUGUAUGUGAUACGUUCCCCAAAUUCACCAGGAAAGGUGCCCAAAAUUAUAGGAAUGAUAAUAUUGCUAGUCAUGGGCUCAUCCAUUCCACUGGUAUUCCUCCGUUUGGGGCUUCUGUGGUUCCUGGAGGAUAGAGAUCAGAGACGAGAAGAGGAAGAUAGACAGAAGAGAGAUGAAUAUUUGCUACAGUUAACAUCAUCUGAUAACUUCAAGGAUGUGCGUUACCUAGAAAGCAAUGGUGGGAAAAGAACUGAUUUGUUAACUUUUAGUUUUCCGUCUAUCAUUGCUGCUACAGAUAAUUUCUCGGUUGCAAAUAAGCUCGGACAGGGUGGUUUUGGGCCUGUUUACAAGGGAUGUCUAAGUGAUGGGAAAGAAAUUGCAAUCAAAAGGCUUUCAAGAACAUCAGGCCAGGGGCUUGUUGAAUUCAAGAAUGAACUAAUACUCAUAGCAAAACUCCAACACACAAAUCUUGUUCGGGUUCUCGGUUGUUGCAUUCACAGGGAUGAAAUGAUGUUAGUUUACGAGUAUAUGCCCAAUAAAAGUCUAGACUUCUUUCUCUUUGAUGAUAACAGAAAGGUAGAGCUAGAUUGGGCUAAGCGAUUUAACAUCAUUGAAGGAAUCGCUCAGGGUUUGCUUUACCUACACAAGUACUCAAGAAUUUGUGUGAUUCAUAGAGAUCUAAAAGCUCAUAACAUUCUUUUAGAUGAGGAGAUGAAACCCAAGAUUUCUGAUUUUGGUAUGGCAAGAAUGUUCAAGCAGAACGAGACUGAGGCAAUGACAAGCAGGGUGGUUGGAACAUUUGGUUAUAUGUCACCUGAGUACAUAAUGGAAGGGACUUUCUCCAUCAAAUCUGACAUCUUCAGCUUUGGAGUCUUGAUCCUUGAAAUCAUCGGUGGAAGAAGAAAUAGUUGUUUUGUUCAUCUUGAUCGCACAUUCAAUCUUAUUGGAUAUGCAUGGGAGCUAUGGCAACAAGGGAAUACACUGGAGUUGGUGGAUACGACACUUAGAGGUAUUGGAGAUACUUGUUUCGUACAACAAUUCCUGAGGACUGUUCAUGUAGCACUUCUAUGUGUACAAGAAAGUGCAACGGAUAGACCAACAACUGCAGAUAUGAUCUUUAUGCUUCUCAAUGACACUACACCAUUGCCAGCUCCAAACAAACCAGCAUUCUUCAUUAGCAGAGCCGAGAAAGAGGCAACUCCAGUAGAAUGCAAACAGAAAAAUUCAAGUGGCAUGACCAUCACUGAUAUUGAAGGUCGAUAGGGCUUUAAGUUAGCUGUUUUUGUAUGAUUAUUCAUUUUUCUUCAAAUAUUCUGGGGCAUUAAUGACGAAAGAAGCCAAAAUUGAUUAA
Erigeron canadensis is the source of this 3031-nucleotide messenger RNA. Its product is annotated as G-type lectin S-receptor-like serine/threonine-protein kinase CES101. The transcript has 8 exons. Gene Ontology annotation, biological process: protein phosphorylation. The coding region runs from base 1 to 2943 and encodes 980 amino acids. The record is from RefSeq and is a predicted model, not a curated record. Gene Ontology annotation, molecular function: protein kinase activity; ATP binding. NCBI's taxonomy places the organism in Eukaryota, Viridiplantae, Streptophyta, Magnoliopsida, Asterales, Asteraceae.